Molecule: messenger RNA, 1734 nt
Organism: Durio zibethinus
Lineage: Eukaryota; Viridiplantae; Streptophyta; Magnoliopsida; Malvales; Malvaceae
Source: RefSeq, a predicted model, not a curated record
UCAUAUUUCUAGGCCUAGUCCAAAACUAGAUUGUACAUAUUUGGAUGAAAUUAUAUAACUUAAAACAAAUUUGUUUUUUAUUUUUAUUUUUAUUUUUAUUAUAAAGAAUUUACGGACAUUUUGUAAAACGAAAACAAUCGUUUUUUGGUUUUUGAUUGAUGAAUACAGGCACAUUUAAUGAAGAGUUAGAAAUGGAAAUGGAAUUUCUCAAAUUGUCCAAAUUCAAGCUUCGGCUUGGAGCUCUCGUCACUGAAUCUCGCGAUCUUAGAGAGAGAAACCGUUCCGCAACCGAACAAAUCCAUCUCUUAAUCCAGAAGCAAAAGCAAGCCGAGGAGGAAUACAGCAGAAGGUUAAAAGAAUUGCAAGCGGAAUUAGCUUCAUGUAACGAAUCACAGCAAAAACUUGAAAGAAAGGUGAGUUACCUUCAAAACGACAACGCUUUGCUUGAAAACAAGCGAAAGGACUUACAAGGAACCAUCCAGAGCCUACUUCAGUCCAGGGAUAGUUUUAUAAAUGCAUACCAGGAAUCUAAUUGUGAAAUGAAAAGGUCAAUUGAAGCUAGAGAUAGAAAACUCGCUGUCCUAUCUGAGAAAAUAAACUCUCAUUUAUCACUAUUUGAUUCAAUAGAAAAGGAGGCUUUCUCUGUCAAGCAGGUUGUGGAUAAUGUGGAAAGAAUUGUGAGUGAAAAAGAGGAAGUAGUUGCUGGAUUAAGGAGGAAAAUGGAUCAGGUCUCUGCAUUUGAAAAAGCAUUUGUUGAGAGGAUCCAUGACCUAGAAAAUAGACUGAAAAAUGAUGAGUAUGAGUUUCAAAGAAAGAAUAAAAUAAUUUCGGAGCUAGAAUCACAGUUUGAAGCAGCAAAAAGCAGUGACUGCAGCCAAGCUCAAAUUGAAGAGCUUCAGAAAACCAUAUUGUCAAAGGAUACGGUCAUACAGAAUCUAGUAUCUGAGAAAGAGGCAUUGCAUUUUGAGGUGAGAAGCUUAGCAAAUAUAUUACAGAGGAUUCAGAACGCUAUUGCAAAUAUGAAUGAAGAGGAAAGGAGGGCCGUCUCCUCAAUGCUGGAAAGUCAAGAAGAGUGCAAAAUGAUUACACCAAAGGAAGAUAAACGGAUUCAGGAUACAAUUAGACACAGUGCUGAACAAUCUCCAAAUAAGACUUGCAGCAUGGAUGCUGCAGCGAAUAGAGCUUCACAGCUAUCUCAGGGGUAUAAUUCAAUUGGCAACCAGUUGCAAGCAAACAAUGCUUUCGACUCUUGUGUUUCAGAGCCUGCCUGUUCUCCAGUGUCAGCUUGCUCCGACCCACAACCACCUGCUAAUGUUUUGAGCAUCUCUGUAAAGGAAAGAAUGGACAACUAUGCAUUAUCAGUACAGCAACUUGAUUCAGAGUGCUCAACCACCCAGAAACAGAAGCAUGAUCAUAUACGGAACGCACCAUGAUUGUUGCAGGCCUGACUCGAAUUAUGUGCAGUCACUUGUUUUUUUGGGACGCGUUUAUAUGUUGAAGUUUGAAUUCUGAUGAUAUUUCUUCCGACAUUUGCAAGUGCCAUGUUUGUACAUAAUCUGCUGAGUUAUCACCUUAAGAUUUAGACCAUGAUUGUAAAUAUUUUUUUCCCCGCUUUUGUGAAUGGCAUGAUUUCAAGGCUGUGGAGAUGUAAAUUGCCGAGGACAAUAAUGAAAUACAGCCCAUUUGGAUUGUUGGAUAUAUUUUGGGUUAGCUAUGACGGGGGAGGGAAACAAU